Molecule: messenger RNA, 1632 nt
Organism: Durio zibethinus
Lineage: Eukaryota; Viridiplantae; Streptophyta; Magnoliopsida; Malvales; Malvaceae
Product: protein TAPETUM DETERMINANT 1-like
Biological process (GO): cell fate determination
Source: RefSeq, a predicted model, not a curated record
UUGGGUUUCAUUUUCCUUUGCAUUGCAAACAUUGCUUUCGCUUCUCUCAAGAACUGCCACUCUUAGCACCAAACAAAAAUAUACUUCCUUUCUUAGGAGACAGGAAAACAAGGAAGAAACCCUCACCAAAAGAAAAAACGUUGAAACGAAAAUGGGUUUUGAAAAACUCUUCGUUUUGAGAGAGGUCUAGUGCGAAUCGCCGUCGUUUUGAGGUUACUGUUUUGGAGCCUAAGCUUCAGCUCUCCUGAAACCUAGUUGGUUUUUGUAGACUUCUUUUUGGUUCUAGACUUCUAGUCAAAAUCUGAUUCACCUACUUGUGAUCUGACGGUUGUUUUUGAAUUUUGAUGAAUGGGAUGUGAUGUUCUUCUAUAUAAAUCUUCAACGCUGUUUUUUAUGCAGAUUUUCCAAUAUCUGAAACACCCAACAAGCACAAAAACACCAUUUGCCACUGGUUUUCUUCCCUGGCGUUUUGAUCGUCCCUUCUACUCACGGUUCAACUCACCUGUUUCAAAUUCUCCGAGUCCACUCGUUGACCUUUUUUCGACUUGGUUUUCCGAGAGAGAAAAGUUGAAAGAUAAUCUGAUAUAGGGUUUCUCUUGUUUUGGUGUGUCAUUUUGCUUUCACCGAUGAAUCGGCGAUUCCUUUUGGUACUACCCUCGUUUUCCUUCGCCGUAUUAUUCCUCUUCCUCGUCGCGCUUUUCUCAGGUCAGGGUAAAAACAUCAGUGGUUCAUUGGGUUUGAAGCUGAUGAGGUUGAGGAUCAAGCAAGGGCACAGCACUGUUUCUACGCCACACCGCAAGCUUCUUCGUGGUACAGCAAUGGAGGAAACCAACCGAAUUUGGGGAGAGAAGUGCACCAAGUCUGAUAUUGUGAUCAACCAGGGGCCCACAGCCCCACUCCCAAGUGGCAUACCAACCUACACUGUUGAGAUCGUGAACAUGUGUGUCACUGGCUGUGACAUCUCUGGAAUUCACCUAUACUGUGGCUGGUUUAGCUCGGCUCGCCUCAUCAACCCCAAAAUAUUCAAGCGCCUUCGCUACAAUGACUGCCUUGUGAACGACGGCAAGCCCUUAGUCAAUGGUGGAACACUCUCAUUUCAAUAUGCCAAUACAUUCCUUUACCCUCUUUCAGUCUCCCGUGUGGUCUGUUAGUAAUAAGAUGAAGACCAAACUAUAAACAUUGAACAGCUAGCCGUGUUGAUAUAAAGCCACUUAAAGCAAAACUGGUUAGUUUGAAAUACUCGAUACCCUCAUUCCUGCCCCGUGUUGAUAUAAAGCCACUUAAAGCAAAACUGGUUAGCUUUUAUGUCUUUUCUGGUUUGAGUUCUUCUGAGAGAUUGAUUGAUAGAGGUUUGAUGUAUACUUCAAAGUGUUUGCCUUGUGAAUUUUUCUUGCUAUUGCUUUGUGGAGCUAAGGAGGAGAAACUCAAAUGAUCACUGGUGUGAAUGGGUUUUGUUUCAAUGAUUGAUCGACCAUGAAUUUUGGUUGUGGGUUUUGUAAAUAGGCAUGUGGUAUAUGGAUUGUAGGUAUGAGUAAGAAGCAAUAUGCUAGAAAUGGAACUGUGAUUAGAGGAUGUUUCUGUAUCAAAAUCGUUUGAUCAUGACAUUGAAAAGUGAGUAUGAAUGAAUGAGAU